Plasmopara halstedii is the source of this 1083-nucleotide messenger RNA. RefSeq lists its product as uncharacterized. The record is from RefSeq and is a predicted model, not a curated record. Bases 1 to 1083 code for a protein of 360 amino acids. NCBI's taxonomy places the organism in Eukaryota, Oomycota, Peronosporomycetes, Peronosporales, Peronosporaceae. The transcript has a single exon.
AUGAGUGACCGUCACCAUUAUCGCAGCCGCCGACCCUCAACCAGCUCCAGUCCUCAUCAGAGACACAGUCGAAAAACUCGGAGUCGUAGCAAAAGCAGAAGUGCUAGCUUCUCAGCCUCGUCGAAACGCAUUCGCCAUCAUGACCCUUUCGAACGCGAACUUUGUAGACGCCACGAAGAGCACGCAAUUAGUGAAGGCGCCGAAAAGCAGAAGCUUGACGAUCGGAAGGAGGAUAAGCAGAGACUGCGAGUUCGGAAUGAAGUGGAAUAUGAAAAUGAAGAUAACGGCAGCUUCAAAAGCUCGGACAGGAAAAGCACGAACAGAAGUCAUCGACACGACUCUUUCCACAUUAAUCAUCGCCCGCACUCUUGUUCGUCAUCGUCGUUGUCUAACUAUGAGUCGGAUCGCUCUGACGGACUUGAUGUGAAACGUUCGCGUUACAAGCGAAAGCGUGAGCAUAGUAGCUUGAAAAAGGAUAAGAAGCGUCGCAGUAAGGAAAAAAAAACGAAAGAGAAGAAAAGUAAGAAAAGCAAGAAAAGUAGCAACAAAAGCGCUGUGAAUCAAAACGAGUAUGGAAAAUUUGGCAUAUUGCGUGAAUCGGAUAUUCACAGGAAGAGUGUGUCGUUUCAGGCGUGGCUACGCGACGUCAAGAAGCAGGGAGAGUUUAAUGGGCCAAAAUGGGAGGCCAUGGAACUUUUUAAGGAGUACAUGGAGGAUUACAACACGUGCACAUUGCCUCACGUAAAAUAUUACGAUAUUGAGCGAUAUGAGCUGAAGCAAUAUCAGAAAAAACAGGAUAAGGCUCGCUCGAAGCACGGGGCUGCGUCCGAUAAGGUUCUUGGAAUGGUUGCCGAUGAAGAGCGUGUACGACGCGAUCGCCAGGCUAUGCGCGAACAAAAGGAGCAGGAAGAUUUUCGUCUUGUGAUGCAGCUCAUGGAUAAAGACAAGAUAAAUGCAAUGCGGGAGCAAGAGCGGCUCCGAUCGCAAAUGCAGAUGUUCUAUAAGUCAGGCAAUGUUGAAGAGGCCCGCCGUCUCGAGCAACUUCUCAACAAAGUAAAUGAGGACCCGCGAAUUAUGCCCUGA